AGUUAUAAAGCGAACAGGUUGUUUAUUUUAGGUUAAAAUUUAGAUAAAAUUAACUUUUUACAAAGUCCUACUUUUCUUUGGUAGCUAAGUCCACAUAGGCUGCCGGUACUGUACUAAGAAAGAUCAAGUUUUAUACCUUUUGACGAUAUUUCUGUCAGUGUCAUAGUGUUAUAACAUUGGUAACCACUUCGGUCUAUUUUUAAAGCCUAGUCUACUUAAACAUGGCUGGACCAUCAUCCAGUAAUCAAGUUGCUAUUGCUCAGAAAACAUGGGAAAUGGCAAACAACAUUGAGACAAUCAGCUCCAUCGAUGAAAUAUAUCGAUAUGACAAAAAGCAGCAACAGGAUAUUUUGACGGCUAAGCCAUGGGAAAAAGAUCCCCAUUUCUUCAAAGACAUCAAGAUAUCCGCCUUGGCUCUCCUCAAGAUGGUGAUGCACGCAAGAUCUGGAGGAACUUUGGAGGUGAUGGGACUACUUCUAGGCAAAGUUGACGCUAACACAAUGUUAGUCAUGGACAGCUUUGCACUCCCUGUCGAAGGAACUGAAACAAGAGUGAACGCUCAGGCUCAGGCGUACGAGUACAUGACAGCGUACAUAGAGGCAGCUAAACAGGUUGGGAGACAAGAAAAUGCUAUCGGCUGGUACCACAGUCACCCCGGAUAUGGCUGUUGGUUGUCAGGGAUAGACGUCUCCACCCAAAUGCUCAACCAGAACUUCCAGGAACCCUUCGUGGCCAUCGUCAUUGACCCUGUCAGAACCAUCUCUGCUGGCAAAGUGUGUCUCGGAGCUUUCCGCACUUAUCCGAAGGGAUACAAGCCAGCCAAUGAGGAGCCUUCCGAGUACCAGACGAUUCCUCUCAAUAAGAUAGAGGACUUUGGAGUUCACUGUAAACAGUACUACAGUCUAGAGGUUUCAUACUUCAAAUCCUCCUUGGAUCGAAGGUUGUUGGAUUCUCUGUGGAACAAGUACUGGGUGAACACACUGAGCAGCUCCUCUCUGCUGACCAACGCUGACUACACGACAGGCCAGAUAUUUGACCUCAGUGAUAAACUGGAGCAGUCCGAGGCGGCGCUGGGCCGGGGAGGUCUGAUCGGAGGGCUGGGUGGUGGUACCGAGGUGGACAAACGGACGGAGGACAAACUACUUAAGGCUACCAAGGACAGCUGCAAGACAACCAUCGAGAUCAUUCACGGCCUCAUGGCUCAGAUGAUCAAAGAUCGGCUCUUUAACCAAAUCAAAGCCAACAAGAUUGAUGUGUAAAUAAUCUUACGAUGUGCUGUGUUCUUCUUAUGUAUUUAACAAUAAUGUAAUUAUCUCGCUUAUCAGUAAACCUCGAAAUUAACUUA
This is a messenger RNA of Macrosteles quadrilineatus (aster leafhopper), 1345 nucleotides long. It is a transcript of the gene CSN5, whose product is annotated as COP9 signalosome complex subunit 5. The transcript is spliced from 8 exons. The coding region runs from base 222 to 1259 and encodes 345 amino acids. Lineage: Eukaryota; Metazoa; Arthropoda; Insecta; Hemiptera; Cicadellidae. Gene Ontology annotation, molecular function: protein binding; deNEDDylase activity; metallopeptidase activity. Gene Ontology annotation, biological process: protein deneddylation. The record is from RefSeq and is a predicted model, not a curated record. Gene Ontology annotation, cellular component: COP9 signalosome; cytoplasm.